Belonocnema kinseyi is the source of this 7157-nucleotide messenger RNA. Its product is annotated as angiopoietin-2. The record is from RefSeq and is a predicted model, not a curated record. Lineage: Eukaryota; Metazoa; Arthropoda; Insecta; Hymenoptera; Cynipidae. The transcript is spliced from 10 exons. Bases 757 to 2943 code for a protein of 728 amino acids.
AGAGGCCACGCGAAACACAGAAACGCCAGUACGAGCAGACACUUUUCGAAACGCCGACUCAGCGGCUGGAUCACGCUUGACGAGCCACAAAAAACGGUUCUAUUUUAUAUUUUCGAGUUUUCAACAGUUUUCAUCAACCCGUGAAAACAAGUUUUCAAUCCGAGAGAUAAAAAGAAAAAAAAAUCAUCGGAACUCUGCCAAAAAUAUUAUUUUUCUCUAGAGUGUUUGUUCUUGGGCACGGGGAUUAACCCGGAAAUUCUUCAUUUAUAAAAAUAAUUUGAAAUUUCUUUAAAUUGUAUUCAAUUUUUUAAACGCUUUAAUAUUUUCUUAGUCAUUUCCAUUUUCUUUAAAUUUUUUCAACUGUUUUCGAGACUGAUUUUCGAAUGCUUAAAGUUCCGAUCUUUUUUUCGUAAUCGUCGCGGCUUAGAGGGAAGAACUUCCUCUUUCGGAUAAAUAUUCGAACAAUUUCGAUUCUUUCCGGUCGUCAAGUGACUUGACGUGUUUUCUCUGAUUUAGAGCAAGUGGCGUAUUCGUAAGUAUAUUUAACAUCAACACGUGCUAAAAGGAAAAUUAACAGUGUGAAAGGGAAAACUUAAAAGCUGGAGUUUGUAAAACUUUAUACUGAAAGGCUGCACAAGAAGGAGACAGUUUUUGGUUUAGGAACCAGUUACAGUUCUGUAAUUGGUAGUGAUAUUUGAGUGCUUCGUGAUAAAAAAGUGUUUUCAUCUGUUUGAAGAGGAUUGAAGAUUCGCAACGAUGAAAAGAGCGGUGCUUACCGCUUGUUUGCUGAGCUUGGCCUUCGCAGGAAGUCCCAGGUUACCCAGGACUUCUGCCGAUCAGCGCAGCAUCCGAAAUGCAAAUGUCAACAAUAAUAUCACUGGAAAUAUCUUACCAUCUCCUUCUCGUGGAUCACCCAGAAGCAGAGAGCAAUAUCUCUUCAAUGUUUUUGAGGUCAUCGUCUCAACCUUGGAAUCAAAACUGCAGAGGAUCGAGAAUCUUGAUAAGGCUGUGGAACAUUUGAUGAGGAGGGUGGAGGCUCUUGAUUCAAGGGUCAAUGAUAACAUUGACAAAACAGAUGCAGUGAUCACAAAAUUGAGGACACUGGACCUUAAACUCUUUCAUGCACAGCCUCCUCUUCUACCCGAAGGGAUUGUAGCUUCGACGAAAACAGCUGAAAGCAGAAGCGGAAGUGACGAUGAUGAAGUUCCAAUAAUAAGACUCAUACACAAUGACGAACCAUCGCCGGAUUAUCUCGGUGAAAAGCUGCUCUCUCUGGACCAGAAAGUGUCUGACAUUGACCAUAAAUUGGUAAACUUAAAAAACCAAUUAGAUAAUAAUUUUCUGCCAAGUGACGACAUCAACGCAGAGGCAAGUGAGAAGAAGCCAAUCAGUAUGAACGUUAUCGAAAUAACAAAGGCGAUGAGCAACGAGGUCAUGAAUCAUGUAACCAUCGAAAUCGAGAAUCUCAGACAAGCGACGGGGAACAUGGAUCGGAAGCUGCAGUUCCAUAUGAAUCUUGUCUCGGAAAACCUUGGAGCUGUUUACAAUAUGAUGAAAGAUGUUCACGAGGCUAUUGUGGACAAGAACUCUGCUUCUGCCAAUGCAACAACCACUGAGGCGCCACCCAAGCAGAGCAAAAUCGACAGACUUGUUGAACAAAUGCACCCCAUGCUGACUGUUUCAGAAAAGAUGGAUGAAGUGUGGAAUGUCGUGGUUGGGACAAAGAGUUCAGUAGACGACCUUGUACCGAAAUCAGAUGAACUAUUGACACAAACUCAAAGACAGGAGAGAGCAAUUAGUGAAAUUCAUGCUGAUUUGAGGUCCAAAACGAACAAAAUAAUCCAAAAUCUCGAAGGCGUUGAGAAAAGAAUGAAGAAACAAGAAGAUGACGUAGCUAAUUUGGCGCAACGUCCCAUUCCUGCCGAAUUAUUACUCGAUCCCACGAUCGACCGACUUGUUGAGUACGAUCCAAGCAGAUAUAUCGGAUUAAAUGAAGAAUUUGUGACUGAUACUCCAACAGCAUCAAAUACAGUAACAACAACAACGACUCCUUCAAUUUCAACUUCAUCUCCAACUUCAUCAAUAGCUUCACCAACGAAUAGUACUCCUCCAGUUACAACGCCGAUGUCUCCAUCAGCUUCAAGUUCUCAAAGAUCGACGACAAGAAAUCGAGGAGUUAUUUUCCCCAGUGUGAAAAAUAAACCCAUUCCUCCAAAUUCGACAUUUACUACUGAUGUUGUUGUUAACAUCAAGGACGUUAGGGGCUACUCUUGCAUCGACCUACUGAACGCGGGAAUGAGAGAUAGUGGUGUUUACUACCUUCAGAUUCGAGGCACAACCUACUGGUUUCUCAAGGUCUUCUGUGAGCAGGAAAUCGCUGAUGGUGGUUGGACGAUAAUUCAAAGGAGGGACGAUUAUGGAGAACCCAGGGAAAACUUCAACAGAGACUGGGCAGAUUACAAAAAUGGAUUUGGAGAUCCCGCGAGGGAAUUCUGGCUUGGAAAUGAAAAUAUCUAUAUGUUGACGAAUAAUGAAGAUUACAUGCUUAGGGUCGAGCUUGAAGACUUUGAGGGUAACAAGAGGUAUGCUCAAUAUUCUCAUUUCAAGAUUUACUCUGAAGGAGAGUAUUAUAAAUUGGAGAUCGAUGGAUAUGAGGGAAAUGCAGGUGACUCUCUAAAUGACCCAUGGUAUGGAUCGAAUAACAGUCCAUUCUCAACUUAUAAUAGGGACAACGACAGGUCAUCCUUGAAUUGUGCUUCAAUGCUCAAGGGUGGCUGGUGGUGGAAGUCCUGUGGACGUGGACUCAAUGGUCUCUAUUUGAAUGAUCCUCAGGACCUCACAGCACGACAAGGAAUCGUCUGGUUCCGCUGGAGAGGGUGGGAUUAUACGUUGAAGAAGGCCACGAUGAUGAUCAAACCGAAAGGUUCAGUGACUGCGGCGUGAAAAAAAUCACUUUACUCCAGAGUCUAAAGCAACUAGCGCCCUUUAUUUCUUAAGAUAACUUUCUGUUUAAGUAUCUAAUGUUAAUGGCUGUCGCCUGCGGCCCUAGAUAUACUUUUCGAUCGAGAGAAAGGACUCGCAAGGUUACACGCCCCUGCAUUCGCUACUCUGAACAGUCGAAGGAACUGCAGGGCAAUUUGUAAAGAAACAUGAUUUCUUGUGAGCAAUUUCUGUAAUUUUCCAAUUCUCUAUUUCAUUCUUAUGGCCUAUGGAAAUCGUCGCGUAACUAAUAUGAUAAAACUGAGGCUAAACGGAGAAGCCACUUUGUCUAAUUUGUUUUAUACAUAAUCGAAACAGUACAAUGAUUUUCUGAAAAUGCCGUCUUUUCGGAGAAAAAGGUGCGUGAAUUGUUCCGCUAUUCAUCUAAAGAGGGAGUCUGUAAAACCGAAAUCAUUAAUUACCUCGGUAAAACCGAGAAUAUUAAUCAUCUCUGACCGAGACGUUCACCAAGUGCCUUUUUCGCCAAGUGCCUCGCUCUUUAAUUUCCUCUGAAUUCAGAUAGCGGUUUAAACGUGAUACUAUAUGCGCGUGCGUGAAACGACAUUCAAAUAAUCCGCCAAUACAUCUCAUUGAUGUUUCACGCCAAGACCUAGAGGCGUAGUUUAACCAUGCAGUGGCUUACUGAGCACUCCAUGUACCGUGAUGCCGGAAAUAGGAUGAAUUGUCUUAUUUCGAUUACAUAAAAAAUAGAAGUUUCUCCGGAAAAAGCGGGCUUUUCCGAAAACCUUUGUAAUCUUUAGAUUAUGUGUAAAAACUAGACAGAACGGUUCCUUCGCUUGACCACAGUUUUACGAUCAGAAUUUCUCGAGGAUAGCCAAGGGCCUUAAGGGCCCUGGAAAUUGAGGCAAAAUCGUAGAAAUACGAUUCAGGGCAAACUAUGAAGCCAUUUUUGUCUUAUUUUUUGUAUAAACACUCUAAUGAGUAUAAAAACUGUCGGUAAAGGUUGCUUUUUUCGGAAAAAUUAUAUUUUUCAUGUAAAAAUUAGAAGAAAGAAAUUUUCCUCGACACCAUCGUUGUAGUAAUGUGUCCUACUAUUCAGCGUAGCAGGGAGCAAGUAAGGCCAUUUUAGAGCUCAGAUUUUCCUUUGGGCGAUCCUAGCAAGAAAAGAAAAAAAGGCCUGGUACUACUAUGACCUAAAGUAAUUCAUUCAGGGGCGAACACACCGUAUACGAAAACUAGGGGCCCCUACCUAUUUGAGUAUGUGACUUCCUAAAGGGUACAAUUUUCGGAAACUUACUCCUAAAGUAGUACCUUGUACAUUAAAUGCCAGCAUACAAGCUCUCUGUAUAAAAAGGCAGACUGUACAAACAUGCAAGACAUCAAUUAUCUGUGUGGCCCUAUUUCCUCCGAAAAUUUAACAGAUUAUACACAAAUUUUACAUGUUUGCACAACUCAGGGGCUGUCUACAAUAACCGGUUAUAUAGAAGUCUAUAAGUCUAACGCUCCGUUUUGUUGACGAAGCGAGGGCUUGCACACAAAGGUUUCAAAUGUUAAUUUUGCAAGCAUAUAUAGAAAUAUGAAAUGUAAUUGCGUAUCUUCCUUUCUGCAUGAAAGAACAGUAACGCAGGAAGAAGUCCUCAUGCACUAACAGGUUUCCGAGAUAACGUUUCAUCGAAAGGACAAGAAAGUCCCCUAAUUAGAAUAUCUUAAUUCACUUUUCGAAAUCUUGGUCAGUUUUUCUUUAAACAUUUUAAUCAUUUAUUAUUGAACAUUAUGACAAAUUUAAAAAUCGUAUUUUUUGUUUGAAAAUUAAGAUAUAUUGAGUUGACAAAACAUUUUUUUUUGUACAAAUUGGUCUUUUUCCGUGCAAAAUUAAUCUUCUUAUUUGCAAAUACAAAUUCUUGGUUGAAUUUAUUACAAUUCUUUUGCUUGCUAUACAAAAAGCAACUAUGUUCUUAAAAAGUCAUUAUUUUCUGUUGAACCUUACAUCAUUUCGUUGGAAAAUUAGUAUUUUUCGGUCGAAAUUAACUCUUUGUCUUUAAAAAUUAACAUUCUGUAUUGCAAAUCUCACUGUCUUCUCAUAAUUAAAUUUAUUUUCUUGAAAAAAGUGCACAAUUUUUUUACAAAAGUCUUCUUUUUGGUUGAAAAGUCACCUGUUUCUUUGAGCAUUAAUUCAUCUCUUGUAUUAAAAAAUAUUAUGUACAUACUAUUAUAUAUAAUAGUUUUCGUAUACGGUGUGUUCGCACUUGAAUGAAUCACUGUUAGUCAUAUUAAUUCCAAGCACUUUUUUCUUUUCCCGCUAGGAUUGUCGAAAGGAAAAUCUGAGCUCUAAAAUGGCAUGGCCUGCUCCCUGCUUCGCUGAAUAGUAGAACACAUUACUACAACGAUGGUGUCGAGGAAAAUUUUUUUCUUUUAAUUUUUACAUAAAAAAUAUAAUUUUUCGAAAAAAGCGGCCUGUACCGAUAGUUUUUAUACUCUUUAGAGUAUUUAUGCAACAAGUUAGACAAAAUAGCUUCACCUUUCGCCCUAUAUCUUAUUUUUACGAUUUUGCCUUGAUUUCCAGAGCCCUUAAGUAAUUUCUCUCUAGAAAUUUCAUUUUAAGUGAAUGCGUCAUUUUGUAAAAGUGCCUAGAUUUUGUUUAAGUAGAUCCAAAUUCUAGGCAGCGAUUGUAAUUAUGCAGUUUUUGGUUCAAAGAUCCUCUGCGAUUUAAUCUGCAUAAGCCAUCUCACAGUAUUUUAAUAUUUUAAUAUCGUAAGGCAUGACUUUGUCGAAUGAAAAAUGUGGUCAUGAUAUCAGUAAUGGUUUCCAGUUUAUAUAAGGGCCGCUAAACGCAGCUUUUCAUGAAAACAGUUUCAAAAAUUAUACGAAAAAUCCAAAUUGUUAAGUUUUUACAUCAACAGUUUAAUUGGUGAAUUGCACUUUUAGAAAUUUUUGACGAAAAACCACACCGGUGCUUAUAAAUUGUUACUGUUAUGUUUUACUUGUGACGGUUGAUAAUUUCUUCACUGAUUUUAUCUUGAGGAAAGGCCAAGACGAGAAGUUAGAAGUCAGCUAAAAAAUUUUUCAAUAUAACGAUGGAUUAUUAGAAUAGCUUUUAUUUGAAAUAUUUUUAAAAACUCGAAUUUAAAAAAGAAUGAUUUUAAAACUGCAUAUUCAUCGUUGUAUUGAAAACUCCUAGAAUUUUGUGUACAUUUUCCUCUUAUUUGGAAACGUGGUUGAGCAAAUUAAAAAAACUCUAUAAAACUAAUAUAUAUUAAUUAUUAAGAAUGAUCAAAGUAGUUGUAGCAGCUGGUAAAACAGGUGAAUAAUUUAUUAAAUUUUGUAUUGUCUUCACUUAUUGUCGCUCAAAUGUAUAUUUUACUUUUUUUUAAGAGAUUCGCUCAACCAGCGUGCGGUUAAUCAAUAAUGGAUUAGAUGUAGUAAGCUUAGUGUUUAAUGAAUUGAGGCUAUCGGGACAAUGAUGCAAUGUCCAAAUGAUUUACAAGCUUUUUCCAAGAAAUUCUUAAACUGCAAGAGUAAAUAAUUUGUAGUGGACGCUAACGUAAAACAGCGGUUUCAGCAUUUCUUUAAGGGUCGCACACAGAAAGAUUAUACAAUAUACACAAUAUUAAUUUUAAUUUUUCUACUGUAUAAAACAUGCGCACGUCAUUUUUUCCUGGAAAAUCACCCUCACUUCUUCCCUUCUCACAAGUCAUCACCCUUGGUAUGUUUAUUCUGGCACGAAUAAUAGAACUAGCAGGACCCUUUCUGUUUCUUUUUUAUUUUAUUGGAUUCAGUCACUGCAGUGAAAGAACGUCUGUUUUCUGAAAAGGCUAUUCCUUACUAAAAGCAUGUAAAGCUUUUUAAAAAAUGCCUCCCUGUCCUUAGAGGAACUUCAGAAUUUAAGUAAAAUGGAAUGUAUAAUAUUUAAAUUAUAUUGAGAGUAUGAAUAAUACUUACUUAAUUCUAUAAAAAUUUAUAAUAACUUCGUAACUAAUAUUUAUAAGCUUCUAUUCGCAGAUGCUUUAAUUUGAACUUUUCCGUGGGAAAUGAGAUUCUCCGGUUUAAACGGAUAAAAAUUUGUAGACGAAUUUUGUAUAUUGCACUCUUUUCUACAAUUUCUUCUGAUUGAGAAGACCUUACUAAAAUGAGUUACGAAUGCAGCUUUACAAUUGUCUUAGUCUAUUGUUUGGAUGAAAAAUUAAAUAACUGUAAAUAAAGAAGAUGACUAAGUAUUA